AUGAUGGAACGGGGAUGCAAGGAUCGGCACGGUGGUGGCAAUGUGAGGCACGGUGGUGGCAAUGUGAGGCACGGUGGUGGCAAUGUGAGGCACGGUGGUGGCAAUGUGAGGCACGGUGGUGGCAAUGUGAGGCACGGUGGUGGCAAUGUGAGGCACGGUGGUGGCAAUGUGAGGCACGGUGGUGGCAAUGUGAGGCACGGUGGUGGCAAUGUGAGGCACGGUGGUGGCAAUGUGAGGCACGGUGGUGGCAAUGUGAGGCACGGUGGUUGCAAU
Messenger RNA from Closterium sp. Naga37s-1, 273 nucleotides. Lineage: Eukaryota; Viridiplantae; Streptophyta; Zygnematophyceae; Desmidiales; Closteriaceae. The record is from the annotation of a GenBank genome assembly.